CAUCAUCCCUCACCAAUGCAUUCAUCUCUGAAAUCGAAUCCAAGCUCCUAUCUUUUUCUCAACCCUUCAAAAUCAACCUCAAACCCAUACCCAAUCUUCACUUUCCCGAGAAAUCAAAAAUCCUCACCCAACAAGUCCCUGAGAACCUCCAUUGACUUCGACCAAGAAGAAGAAGGAGCUUCGAAAGAGGUCCCCAGUAACGUACCUCGUCGUCAGCUCCCGAUUGUAAUCAAAAGCUCCGGCAGAGUUUCUAGGUACUUCCUCAAAGGAGACUCCUUGGAGCUUAUAUACGUUGAUGAAGAUGAUACGACGUCGUUUUCGCACGUUGGGUUCUUACGGCUUUCAUCUUUAGCUGUGAAAGACUUCUUUAUACCGAAACACGUUAGUGAUAGUUAUGUAAGUUAUGUGAAAUGGAAGUUCUUGCACAGAGUUUUCAGCUCUGCUCUUCAGGUUCUUGCCACUCAGGCUAUGUUUCGAGCCAUAGGGAUUGGACAGUCUCGGUCACUUGCUUCAUCUGCUGCUUUUAAUUGGAUUCUCAAAGAUGGGCUUGGAAGGUUGAGUAGAUGUAUAUACACUGCAACUCUUGCUUCUGCUUUUGACACUAAUCUCAAGAGAGUUAGGUUCUCGACGUCUGUGCUCUUUAGUCUGAGCAUUGGAGUUGAGUUAAUGACUCCAGUAUUCCCACAGUACUUUCUUCUACUAGCUUCCAUUGCCAACAUUGCUAAACAAAUUAGCCUGUCUUGCUACUUAGCAACAGCUUCAUCUGUACAUCGAAGCUUUGCUGUAGCGGAUAACCUCGGUGAAGUCUCUGCAAAGGCUCAGAUUCAAACUGUGUGUUUUGAUAACCUUGGUCUCUUACUGGCGGUUCUUUUAAACAUGCUAUUCCAAAACAACCAAAGACUGCAGGCAAGUCUACCUUUUGUUCUAUAUCCGAUUUUCUCCACAAUUGAUCUCUUUGGCAUUUAUCAAGGACUCAAGCAUAUCAAUCUGCAAACAUUAACCAAGAAUAGGCUUGAAAUAAUUCUGGAAAGAUGGAUUCAAACUCGUCAAGUGCCUUCCCCUGCUGAAGUGAGCAAAGAGGAAGGAGUUGAUCUUUUAGGGAGCAGAGCUAGCAAAAGGGUUUGGCCCAUCAGAAUAGGAUGCUUAGAUCCUAAGGCUCAGAUUCCUACGCUAUCAAUGAUGGCUAUGCAAUCACUCUGCAAUGAUGACAGUUACUUCAUCACCAUGGAGCUUUCCUCUCAAGGUUUCAGAAGAACACCAAGACCGGGGAUAGUUAUCUGUCUGCGUGAAGGAGCCAACAAUGUAGACGUUAUCAGGAGUUUGUUACAGACAUGUUACAUACGUAAAGCCUUUGUAACCAAUAGAUUCAAGAGCAGUGAUGCAUCCUUCUCAGACUUGACACUACAAGAUUGGUCUUUACUCGCAGGAGAGAGUAAGUUAGCUACACGAGAUGACUUUACCGAACUGUAUAAACAAAUGCAAGAACAAGGUUGGAUUGUGAAGAACGUGUUGUUGAGUGCUGAAGAGCAGGUUCGAUACAUUUUCGACCAACACCAGUCACUCACAUUGUAAACUGUUUUACACAGAGAUUUGUCUGUAAAUUUAUGCUUGUUAAAAUCUAUACACAAGUAGUUACCCAUCUACACUAGAGACUUUGCUUAUUUUUUAAUGUGGUAAACAUCAAUUUGAGAAGGAACUUGGCUCGGUGCUGUACAUAGAGUACUCACUCAUGCAAAUGUUUGCUCUCUCCUCACUCCAUUUCAGAAUCUCCAUUGCUAACUUGAGAGACGCAUCAACGCUGUUUGGAUCCAAACUCUUGCUAGAAGAAACAAACAGCUUUUUACCAGUCAAGGAAGAGUAGAACCGCUUGAACUUGACCGCUAUGUAAUGGAACGCGAGCUGACCCAAAGUGGGAUUACCAUUGUUGUUGUUGGAACGGUGACGACUGACCACAGGGUUAAAGUCUUGGAACCACUCGCAGCGUGUCAAAGGAACACGUUCCACUUUCUCUUCGAGAAGAUCGUACUUGUUGAGUAUCAAGAGGAAGUCCAUGUGCUCAAAGAUGGGGUGAGUGAUAAUGCUUUCAAAGAGUUUCUUGGUGAGUAACAUCUUGUUUGUUCCGUCUUCUGAG
Molecule: messenger RNA, 2131 nt
Organism: Eruca vesicaria subsp. sativa (arugula)
Lineage: Eukaryota; Viridiplantae; Streptophyta; Magnoliopsida; Brassicales; Brassicaceae
Source: the annotation of a GenBank genome assembly